Molecule: messenger RNA, 1320 nt
Organism: Phanerochaete carnosa HHB-10118-sp
Lineage: Eukaryota; Fungi; Basidiomycota; Agaricomycetes; Polyporales; Phanerochaetaceae
Exons: 9
Coding region: 1-1320 (439 amino acids)
Source: RefSeq, a predicted model, not a curated record
AUGGCUGGGCACCCUAAGCAAAGGCGGGACUUCACACAGAAAGAAAAGCAGUUGCUCACAUCUUCCUUAAGCGAUCCUCAAGUGCAAGCCAUACUCAGCGAGGGUUGGCAAGAGAAGACCAAGAAACACAACAAGGGGUACAAGGAUGGGACGCUGAAGGACGCAGCCGUGUGUCUGCAGAGACUCGUUGAAGAGCAGGCAGGAGUCGAGCAGGGAGAGGACAAAACGGUAGAGGAGUAUCAACAGUGUAUCUGGGCUUGCGCUGAGGCAGAGAAUUGCGUGUGGCUCCCGGCGGAAGCUGACAAGGACCGCGAGGCGUACUUGGACCGUUUUCAAAUGACAGGUAGGCGAAUCCACAAGUGGGUCAAGAACAAUGCGAACAGACGCAGUGUCAUCACAUUGCCUCCGUGGCCUGUCACUCGGAAGUUGCAUACACUUCGCGGCAUCGGCGUUUUCUCCAAGUCAGACCACUCAUCCUGUCUUUGGACAAAGAGUGAGCUGCUGGAGGUGAAUUCCAAUGCAGCUAAAUCCUGGCAUGUUUCAACCUGGAACAAAGUGGUAAAGGCUGCUUGGGAGCUUCUUCCUGAAGCAGAGAAGGCUCACUAUGACAGUCUUGCCGCUGAAGAGGAAAUGAAGAGGAAUGAAGAGGGUAUAGAUGGUGCAACAAUCGAGACCAAACGAAUUCGUCGAGAGGCCAUAGAACACAUCGGCAACCACAUUCGGGACUGCGCCAAACAGUGGAAUGAGAGGACAGGAUGUCUUUCUCUCACUUUUGUUAGGGGCCUUGACAAGCUGGGCCAGCACCAACUUCCUGCAGAGGCUGGCGGCAUGAAUGCGAUGCAUGGCGAUGAGACCCCUGCGGUGGGUGACAAGAUGGGGUCUCAAGGUGGCAAUAUACCCAUGACGAUGGAGGCAGCUUCUACAACGACCAACGAACCUGCUGAGUUGGAUUUACCGAUCCCCCAAGACUUGGACGCGGGUCAUGGCUCCGACUCACCCGGCAGCAUUUCGUCAAGAGAGGGAGCAGGUGAAGAAUCCACUGUAGAGAACGAGCUGGAUAUCACCGCAAUGACUUUGGAAUCUGAGUCUAUUGCAACUGUUGAGGAAGAGGGUUUGACUCCAUCUGGCAAUAUCGGUGAAAUGAGAGAUGAUGUACUCACCGUCUCCGACGAGAGAGGUCUGGAUUCAUCCUACCCGGCACCAGUAUCUGAUGCAUCAAACGAAGAGACUGGUAACACCGAUAAUGAUGAAGCCGAGAUACCUGCGGGUUGUGCUAACAAGAGGCUGGCCUCCUUCACUGCGGGAGGUCGCCGUCCAUAG